This is a messenger RNA of Piliocolobus tephrosceles (Ugandan red Colobus), 6080 nucleotides long. It is a transcript of the gene ADAMTS5, whose product is annotated as ADAM metallopeptidase with thrombospondin type 1 motif 5. Bases 696 to 3488 code for a protein of 930 amino acids. Gene Ontology annotation, biological process: extracellular matrix organization; proteolysis. The transcript is spliced from 8 exons. NCBI's taxonomy places the organism in Eukaryota, Metazoa, Chordata, Mammalia, Primates, Cercopithecidae. The record is from RefSeq and is a predicted model, not a curated record. Gene Ontology annotation, molecular function: metalloendopeptidase activity; zinc ion binding.
ACAGCGCUCGCGCUGCUCUCGGCGCUCGCAGCGGCCGACUGGGGAUGACGGCGGGCAGGAAGACACCGCAGCCGAAGGGACACAGACACGCCGCUUCACCAGCUCGCCUCAGGCUGCCCCCUGCAUUUUUGUUUUAAUUUUUAUGGCUUUUUCCCGUCUCUUUCUUCCCUUCCUCCUGGUCCCAGCAGAGCCAAGGAAACCCACAAAAUAAGAAAGGAAGUGGGCCCCGGAGCUUGGAACCUCCGCAGCCGGCUUGUCCAGCGCAGCGCGGGGGCGGGAGGCUGCGCGCACCAGUUGCCAACCCGGUGCGCGGUACCUUUCCUUACUUUUCUUGGAACAGCGAUCUUGCCCGCAUUUGGUGGUUUUUUGCUUUUUCUUUUUUUUCCUUUUCCCGUAUUUGCUGAAUCUCCACUAUCCGACUUUUUUUUUUUUAAUCUUUUUUUUUUUUUUUUCCUCCUCUUCUUUUUGGAGCACGAAUCCAAACAUUUUCCCAAGCAACAAAGAAAAGUUCGCACGCUGGCACCGCAGCCGGGACAGGCUGGCGCUGCUGCCGGGUCCCCCUCCCUCGACACUUGACUCAAUCCUGCAAGCAAGUGUGUGUGUGUGUCCCCAUCCCCCGCCCCGUUAACUUCAUAGCAAAUAACAAAUACCCAUAAAGUCCCAGUCGCGCAGCCCCUCCCUGUGGGCAGCGCACUAUGCUGCUCGGGUGGGCGUCCCUGCUGCUGUGCGCGUUCCGCCUGCCCCUGGCCGCGGCCGGCCCCGCCGCAGCACCUGCCCAGGAUAAAGCUGGGCAGCCUCCGACUGCUGCAGCAGCCGCCCAGCCCCGCCGGCGGCAGGGGGAGGAGGUGCAGGAGCGGACCGAGCCUCCCGGCCACCCGCACCCCCUGGCGCAGCGGCGCAGGAGCAAGGGGCUCGUGCAGAACAUCGACCAACUCUACUCCGGCGGCGGCAAGGUGGGCUACCUCGUCUACGCGGGCGGCCGGAGGUUCCUCUUGGACCUGGAGCGAGAUGGUUCGGUGGGCACUGCUGGCUUCGUGCCCGCAGGAGGCGGGACGAGUGCGCCCUGGCGCCACCGGAGCCACUGCUUCUAUCGGGGCACAGUGGACGGCAGUCCCCGCUCUCUGGCUGUCUUUGACCUCUGUGGGGGUCUCGACGGCUUCUUCGCGGUCAAGCACGCGCGCUACACCCUGAAGCCGCUGCUGCGCGGACCCUGGGCGGAGGAGGAAACGGGGCGCGUGUACGGGGAUGGGUCCGCACGGAUCCUGCACGUCUACACCCGCGAGGGCUUCAGCUUCGAGGCUCUGCAGCCUCGCGCCAGCUGCGAGACCCCCGCGUCAACACCGGAGCCCCACGAGCGUCCUCCGGCGCACAGCAACCCGGGCGGACGCGCAGCCCUGGCCUCGCAGCUCUUGGACCAGUCCGCUGUCUCGCCCGCUGGGGGCCCAGGACCGCAGACGUGGUGGCGGCGGCGGCGCCGCUCCAUCUCCCGGGCCCGCCAGGUGGAGCUGCUUCUGGUGGCUGACGCGUCCAUGGCGCGGUUGUAUGGCCGGGGCCUGCAGCAUUACCUGCUGACCCUGGCCUCCAUCGCCAACAGGCUGUACAGCCAUGCUAGCAUCGAGAACCACAUCCGCCUGGCCGUGGUGAAGGUGGUGGUGCUAGGCGACAAGGAUAAGAGCCUGGAGGUGAGCAAGAACGCGGCCACCACACUCAAGAACUUUUGCAAGUGGCAGCACCAACACAACCAGCUGGGAGAUGACCAUGAGGAGCACUACGACGCAGCUAUCCUGUUUACUCGGGAGGAUUUAUGUGGACAUCAUUCAUGUGACACCCUGGGAAUGGCAGACGUUGGGACCAUAUGUUCUCCAGAGCGCAGCUGUGCUGUGAUUGAAGACGAUGGCCUCCACGCAGCUUUCACUGUGGCUCACGAAAUCGGACAUCUACUUGGCCUCUCCCAUGACGAUUCCAAAUUCUGUGAAGAGACCUUUGGUUCCACAGAAGAUAAGCGCUUAAUGUCUUCCAUCCUUACCAGUAUUGAUGCCUCUAAGCCCUGGUCCAAAUGCACUUCAGCCACCAUCACAGAAUUCCUGGAUGAUGGCCAUGGUAACUGUUUGCUGGACCAACCACGAAAGCAGAUCCUGGGCCCCGAAGAACUCCCAGGACAGACCUAUGAUGCCACUCAGCAGUGCAACCUGACAUUCGGGCCCGAGUACUCCGUGUGUCCCGGCAUGGAUGUGUGCGCUCGCCUGUGGUGUGCCGUGGUACGCCAGGGCCAGAUGGUCUGUCUCACCAAGAAACUGCCUGCUGUGGAAGGGACGCCUUGUGGAAAGGGGAGAAUCUGCCUGCAGGGCAAAUGUGUGGACAAAACCAAGAAAAAAUAUUAUUCAACAUCAAGCCAUGGCAACUGGGGGUCUUGGGGAUCCUGGGGCCAGUGUUCUCGCUCAUGUGGAGGAGGAGUGCAGUUUGCCUAUCGUCACUGUAAUAACCCUGCUCCCAGAAACAACGGACGCUACUGCACAGGGAAGAGGGCCAUCUACCGCUCCUGUGGUCUCAUGCCCUGCCCUCCCAAUGGUAAAUCAUUUCGUCAUGAACAGUGUGAGGCCAAAAACGGCUAUCAGUCUGAUGCAAAAGGAGUCAAAACUUUUGUGGAAUGGGUUCCCAAAUAUGCAGGCGUCCUGCCAGCGGAUGUGUGCAAGCUGACCUGCAGAGCCAAGGGCACUGGCUACUAUGUGGUAUUUUCUCCAAAGGUGACCGACGGCACUGAAUGUAGGCCGUACAGCAAUUCUGUCUGCGUCCGGGGGAAGUGUGUGAGAACUGGCUGUGACAGCAUCAUCGGCUCAAAGCUGCAGUAUGACAAGUGCGGGGUAUGUGGAGGAGACAACUCCAGCUGUACAAAGAUUGUUGGAACCUUUAAUAAGAAGAGUAAGGGCUACACUGACGUGGUGAGGAUUCCUGAAGGGGCAACCCACAUAAAAGUUCGACAGUUCAAAGCCAAAGACCAGACUAGAUUCACUGCCUAUUUAGCCCUGAAAAAGAAAAAUGGUGAGUACCUUAUCAAUGGAAAGUACAUGAUCUCCACUUCAGAGACUAUCAUUGACAUCAAUGGAACAGUCAUGAACUAUAGUGGUUGGAGCCACAGGGACGACUUCUUGCAUGGCAUGGGCUACUCUGCCACGAAGGAAAUUCUAAUAGUGCAGAUCCUUGCAACAGAUCCCACUAAACCAUUAGAUGUCCGUUAUAGCUUUUUUGUUCCCAAGAAGUCCACUCCAAAAGUAAACUCUGUCACUAGUCAUGGCAGCAAUAAAGUGGGGUCACACACUUCGCAGCUGCAGUGGGUCACGGGCCCAUGGCUAGCCUGCUCUAGGACCUGUGACACAGGAUGGCACACCAGGACGGUGCAGUGCCAGGAUGGCAACCGGAAGUUAGCGAAAGGAUGUCCUCUCUCCCAAAGGCCUUCUGCAUUUAAGCAAUGCUUGCUGAAGAAAUGUUAGCCUGUGGUUAUGAUCUUAUGCACAAAUAUAACUGGAGGAUUCAGCACUGAUGCUGUUGUGGUGAACAGGAGGUCUACCUAACUCACAGAAAGUCAUGCUUCAGUGGCAUUGUCAACAGGAGUCCAAUAACGGGCAGAAUCUGCUCUCUGUGACCAAAAGAGGAUGUGCACUGCUUCACGUGACAGUGGUGACCUUGCAAUAUAGAAAAACUUGGGAGUUAUUGAACAUCCCCUGGGCUUACAAGAAAGAAACACUGAUGAAUGUAAAAUCAGGGGACAUUUGAAGAUGGCAGAACUGUCUCCCCCUUGUCACCUACCUCUUAUAGAAUGUCUUUAAUGGCAUCAUAAUCAUUUUCACCCAAAAUACACAGUAGCUUCUUUUUACUGUUUGUAAGUACAUUCUCCCUUGAUAUGUCACUUUAUAUCCCUUGGUUCUAUUAAAAUAUCCAUAUAUAUUUCUAUAAAAAAAGUGUUUGACCAAAGUAGGUCUGCAGCUAUUUCAACUUCCUUCAGUUUCCAGAAACAGCUGUGGAUGUUUUACUGGAAAUUAAGAACUUGCUGCUGUUUUAAUAAGAUUUAGUAUAUUUUGACUACAGGAGAUAAAAUUUCAGUCAAAAAACUAUUUUGACAGCAAGUAUCUUCUGAGAAAUUUUGAAAAGUAAAUAGAUCUCAGUGUAUCUAGUCACUUAAAUACAUACACGGGUUCAUUUACUUCAACCUUUGACUGCCUGUGUUUUUUUCAGGUAGCUAGCCAAAUUAAUGCAUAACUUCAGAUGUAGAAGUAGGGUUUGCCUGUGUGUGUGUGAUUAGUACUCAAGAGUCUAAAAACCAGUUUCCUUGUGUUGGAAAUUUAAAAGGAAAAAAAAAUGUUUUUCACUGUGUUUUCAAUUUGUAUUUUCACAACUACUUUCUCUCUCCAGAGCUUUCAUCUGAUAUCUCACAAUGUAUAACAUACGUACAAAACACACAGCAAGUUUUCUAUCAUGUCCAACACCUUCAACACUGGUAUACCUCUUACCAGCAAGCCUUUAAAAUGCAUUUGUGUUCGCUUAUUUGUUUUGUUCCAGGGUUCAGUAAGACCUACAAUGUUUUGUAUUUCUUGACUUAGUUUAUUAGAAACAUUAAAGAUCACUUGGUAGUUAGCCACAUUGAGAAGUGGUUAUCAUUGUUAAUGUGGUAAAUGCCAAAAAGUGGUUAAUAUUAAUAAGACUGUUUCCACAUCAUAGGCAAUGAUUUCUUAAUUUUAAAAAUCUAAGUAUAUUCCUAUUGUACUAAAGAUUUUUCUCAGCUGGAAAGCACUUGGUUGUACCUGUAAGUGUCUGAGUGAGGAAAUGCGAUGAUUUUCAGAAAGUUGUUGUUUUUGUUUCCAUAGCCUGUUUAGGUAGGUUGUAAGUCUGAAUAGUUAGACAUGGAAAUUAUUUUAUAAGCACACACCUAAAGAUAUCUUUUUAGAUGAUAAAAUGUACACCCCUCCCCCAUUACCAACCUCACAGCUUAGAAAAUCUAAGUUGUUUCAUUUCAUUGGGAUUUCUUUUGUUGUGAAACACUGCAAAGCCAAUUUUUCUUCAUAAAAAUUCAUAGUAAUCAUGCCAAAUGUGCCUGUUGUUAAAGAUUUGCAUGUAAAAAUCUUAGGGAACCAUUGUUUGAGUUAUACAAGCUCAUGAGAGUUUAUUUUUAUUAUAAGAUAUUUUUAAUAUAAAAGAAUUAUGUAACUGAUCACUAUGUCACAUCAUUUUAGUGGGCCAGGAAAAUAGAUGUCUCGCUGUUUUUAGUAUUUUCUUAAGAAAUUGCUUUUAAAACAAAUAAUUGUUUUACAAAACCAAUAAUCAUCCUUUGAAUUUUCACAGACUGACUUUGCUUUAGAUGUAGCAAUUUUUUUUCUUAAUAAAUUAUCAGUUUGAGAAAUGAGGCCUGUAGAAGGCUGAUAACCUAUAUUUGAUGGAGAUCACCCAAUGCCAAGGGCAGAAAGCAAACCUAGUCAAAUAGGUGAGAAAAAAAUAAUAAUCCCAGUGCCAUUUGUCUGUGCAAAGGGAAUUAGGAGAGAGGCUAAUGUUACUUUUUUCCAUUUUGGAAAUAAUUUUAAUCAAGUAACUCAAAUGUGACAAAAUUUAUUUUUUUGUGUGUGGUUAUAUUCCCAACAACCUUAAAAAAUAAUUGAGGCAUAAAUGUAGUUGUCUCCUACUCUGCUUCUCUUACUAUACUCAUAAAUUUUUAAUAUGAUUUGUCAAUGAUUCAUGAUUCCCUCAAAUAGUGAUGGUUUACACUUGUCAUGGAAACAAUCCUAGAGCGCUUAGAGCAAAUAAACCACUAUUCCAUGCUUUUAAGUAGUUUUCUCCACCUUUUUCUUAUGAGUCUCACUAGAUUGACUGAAGAAUGUAUGUCUAAAUUCCUGGAGAAGGUGAUAUGGACUUGAAACUGAAAUUCAGAGAAAUGGAGUGUUCUAUAGAUACCAAGAAUUAUGAACAAAGGGAAAAUUCUAUACAACUCAAUCUAAAUCAGUCCAGUUUUGACUUCGUACUGUCUUUCACCUUUCCAUUGUUGCAUCUUGAAUUUUUAAAAAUAUCUAGAAUUCAGGAUGCUAGGGGCUAUUUCU